Acanthopagrus latus (yellowfin seabream) is the source of this 1189-nucleotide messenger RNA. RefSeq lists its product as uncharacterized. Lineage: Eukaryota; Metazoa; Chordata; Actinopteri; Spariformes; Sparidae. The transcript is spliced from 5 exons. Bases 1 to 738 code for a protein of 245 amino acids. The record is from RefSeq and is a predicted model, not a curated record.
AUGAUUUCCCAGCAUCCUUUGGGCCACAGCAUAGAAAAGCCCGGCUGCGUGGCGCCACCUGGUGGACAAGAGGUUGUCGUGAAAACCAUUGGGCGAGAACCGGAUGUCACUCCAGUAUGCGACUCCGCCACACUGCACAUCAUCACACUGAUAGUGUGUAAGAUCAGAAGGGAGAUCAGUGGGGGGGAAGAGUGUCGUCUGCUCUAUCAACAUGGACAGGACUUUGUGCAUGAAUGUGACUCCAGGUUCACACUCAAGACAGAAAACGAGACUGUGUUCCUCCACCUGACCGGUUUAACACCAGAGGACAGUGGGAACUACAGCUGUGAGUGCUCACAUGUUCGUGGGACGGAUAUUCUGCAUGUCAUAAUCACUGUGAAAGGGGAAGAAGAGGCCAGCACUUCAGUUAUUACAAUGCUCACUUAUGCCACUGUGAUCAGCUGCGGCACUGCUUUUACCUUUGUAACGUGUUUUCUUCUUGGGCUCGCCGUGAUGAAAAUACAUCGCAGAGUUGAUACCAGGUCAGGACCAUCUGGACUGUCUGUCUGCGAAACCUCCUGCUCUUUGGUGGCCAAGGACAAAGACGAGCCAGAUAACCACUACACAAGCCUCCGACAGCCAGGAAGUGAUCUCUACCAGAGUGUCUCUCCAACGAGCCAUCAAUACCACAGCAUGGAAAAUUCAGCCAGCAACAACACGGCGCCCGAACAGCUUUGUGAAAUCUAUGAAAUUCUCUAAAUUAAAGUCAGCAACGUCUCCUCUUGUCCCUAAGUAACAUUUCUUUUGUCAGUUUUCCAUGAAUCUGCUGCAGGGGUUUCAUAUAUUAAGUUACACCGAAGUUAAUGCUGUAAAUGCUCUACUAUAUAAUUUCUUACAUACAGUGCAGCCUUAUUCAUGUUGUCCUUUGACGAGUGUGGGUCAUAUCACCAAUGUGCACAUCUACCAGGGAUGUAGCGUGUAGUACUACCCAUGUCCCAAACAUUCAGGAAUCCUUGAAUAUGUUCGGAUGAAACAAAAUGUUAUCGAGGUGAAUGAAAUGAACGACUUUGAAAAUAUUUGAGACUUUGAGCCUUGUUUGUUGUUUUGAUGUCCAGAUUUAUUCCAACACAUUGAUACCUUAAAGAAUAAAUGAUCAAUAAUGUUAGUGAGUGCAGCAGUCAAAGACACGCGUGUUUUCUUUGUCUUUGCA